AUGCAACGACGCUCGCGCGGGAUAAUCACGCCUUCAGAUUGGCCGUGGAUAGUCGCGCCCCAAGCAUUAAAGCGAGCGACGUGUAACGAACACAACAAGGAGAGAAUGAAAACGCCGAAUUCAAGGAGCACCUGUUCACUAGUUGGCCUGGUGUCAUAUCUGGAGAUGCCGCAGCAUAAAGUGGUAAAUAUGCGUCGUAAAAGGGAGAAGGGUGCUACUACGAAAGCUAAACCUUCACCGGAAAAAAAACCUGAGAAGCUUAGACGUACUAGAAGUAAGCGUAGGAAACAGUCCACUUCGGAUAAUGAUUCGGACAAUGAGAUAGUGCAAGCUCCUGAUACAGUUAGUGUGACAGAACAAAACGCCGAAGAAACUUGUAUCCAGGAAAAAAGUCCAGAAGAUUCGCAGGACCAAGUAUGGCAAGUAAAAACGGCUGAAGGAACAGGUGAUGAAGGUGAUAUAAAGAAAUUAAAAAUAUGUUUAACACGGCCACCAUUAACUCCGGAAAGUUGUGAUAAGUCUCCUAAAAGUAAGAGGCGUCAUACACGUGCAACAAGUUUAAGUGAUACUGCCAGCAUUGAGGGAUCUGAUGAAAAAAAAAAGAUCAAACACCGUUCAAAAUGGUCCAUCUCUGAAGUUAGUGAAACCUCAGAGAAAAAGUGUAGCCCACAGCCCAAUGAUUCAGAUCAAGAAACAAAUGUGCAGCCGGAAGUUACUAAUGUUAAUGUAGGUAUUAAAGCUGAUGAAGAAGAACCACCCAAGCAAAUCCAACAGUCAGAGAAAAAGGAGGUUGAAAAUGUUGCUAAUGUUGAUAAUGUUGACAAGGAGCCAAUCUUUAUUGAGUCGGAAACAAAAAUAUCAGAUGAAAGUUGCACACAAAUUGAACAGUCUACUACUGUUGAGAAUACUGUUAAAGAUGAAGAGGAUGAAACAAAUUUAUCCUCAGAAAAGGUUACUAGUCCUGAAAGAAAAAGAAGUAUGUCAAUAGACAAAUCUGAAAUCCUAGAAAUACACGCUGAGGAAAGUAAGAUUGAAAUCUCUGAACAUGGAAUUACUGAGUCUCAGAAAGAAGAUACAAUGGGAGAAGAAUCAAAUGGAGGGAUGACUCACAUAGCAGAGCAA
Molecule: messenger RNA, 1122 nt
Organism: Iphiclides podalirius (scarce swallowtail)
Lineage: Eukaryota; Metazoa; Arthropoda; Insecta; Lepidoptera; Papilionidae
Source: the annotation of a GenBank genome assembly